This is a messenger RNA of Bacillus rossius redtenbacheri, 11348 nucleotides long. It is a transcript of the gene Fbxl4, whose product is annotated as F-box/LRR-repeat protein 4. Gene Ontology annotation, cellular component: SCF ubiquitin ligase complex. Bases 236 to 2035 code for a protein of 599 amino acids. Gene Ontology annotation, biological process: SCF-dependent proteasomal ubiquitin-dependent protein catabolic process. The record is from RefSeq and is a predicted model, not a curated record. Gene Ontology annotation, molecular function: protein binding. The transcript has 12 exons. Lineage: Eukaryota; Metazoa; Arthropoda; Insecta; Phasmatodea; Bacillidae.
UUAAUGAUCAUAGGCACGAUAGUUUUACAUGUUUUAUAAUACCUAUAAACAUUAUUUUGCGCUUCUUUUAUAGUUUUGGCUGUGAAAAAAAAAAAAACGUACAUGCACAAUAUCGCUGACCACAGAGCUCUUUGGGGAAUUUAUUGUUACGUAACUAGCUUUUGUUUAUAAUUCAAUUGUGUUAUUUACAUGUGGUCGUGCGCGUGAGGUGGUUGUUGUUGGUGCUUCGUUGAAGAUGGAAAAAUGCGUUUUCAUCGAACAGUUUGUGCAAGAAGUUCGUAGUUACAGCUCGCAGUAUGGGAGUGAUUUUAGUAUUUCGUACACAGCUUACAAUAUUACAGGGAGGCCAAGCAAAUUUCCAGAUUACGGGGAUUUUCCUCAAACAUUUGUAAUGAGGACGUACGGGCGGUGGUGGGACGAGGCCCCGUCGAGAAGCGAGGUGUACAUGCCGCAGACGUGCGGUGACAUCGCCAGCCAGGACUACAUAGAGCUGGAGUUUGAGCAGGCGGUGUUCCCGUCCCGCGUGCACGUGUACGAGAUCUACAACCCGGGCGCCGUUGUGCGCGUCUGGGCGUCGGACGGCGACCGCUGGGCGAGGCUGUGGGAGGGCGGCCCUCAGGUCGUGGGGCAUGUGCCGCGCAUCUUCUCCCCGGACAUCGCGCGGGUCCACUUCCCCGCCAAGCUGCUGCGGCUGGAGUUCAGCCACCGCCACCUGGACUACUACACGGAGAUAGACGCCGUGCUGCUGGCGGGGAGCAAGCGCGCGCCGGCCCGGGGUGGAGGGAGCGGAGGGGGCUGCGACCAGGCAAGCGUGGGCAGCCUGGCGUCCCACAUCCUCGACCUGAACAUCCACAGCAUCCCGGCGCAGGUGGAUAUCCCGUCCUCUAUUGAAAAGUUCCUAGCCAAUGAUUUGCCGCAGUUGUUGAAAGAGGCGGAGAUUGCCACACAGCUGGUAGCACCUGUCGCUAGCGAGAAGCCAGGCUGUGGGUUCGACCUUCUGCCGAAUGAAAUUAUUUUCAAAAUAUUUGGGUAUUUGGAUCUGAAGUCUCUGUGUAGAUGUUGUCAAGUCGACAAACGAUUCCAAAACUUGGCCUGUGAUUACCAGCUUUACACCGAAGUCAACUUGAAGGUGUAUUGGUUCUGUGCGACAGGGCGGACCUUGUCGGCCCUCGCGCCCCGCUGCCGGCUCCUCAGGAAGCUGGACCUGUCGUGGUGCGGCAGCCUGCGGAGCGUCACCGCCGACCACUUCGCCAGAGCUGGCUGUUCAGAACUGCAACGACAUCACGGAUUCCGGCUUCUUUUCCCUGUCCACCUUGAAAGGUCUGGAACGCCUGGACUUGUACCACACGCUCAUAACCGUCGAGCCACUGAAAGCCAUAAUUAUGGCUUCCCCUUGCCUGAAGCACAUCAACUUGGGUUCGUGCAGCAAGAUCGCCAACAUGGACGAGGUGGCGCGGGCGCUGGGCGCCCACUGCGCGGGCCUGGUGUCGGUGGACGUGUGGAAGACGUGCAGCCUCACCCCGGCCGGGGUGCGUGCCCUCGCCGGCUGCUCCCGGCUGCAGGAGGUCGACCUGGGCUGGUGCCUGGGGGUGAACGCCCCGGACGACUGCCUGGUGGCGCUGGCGCACGGCUGCCCGCGCCUCCGCAAGCUGUUUCUGGCCGCGCUGAAGAGCGUCGGCGACCGCGACCUGGAGCCGUUCGUGCGUCUCUGCCCGGGCCUGGAGCAGGUGGACCUGCUGGGCAUGCGCAACAUCUCCUCCGGCCUGUGCCUGCAGUUCCUGUCGCGGCUGCCCCGGCUGCGUCUGCUGGACGUGAGCUUCUGCGACCAGAUCCAGGACGCGGAGGUGGCGUGCUGGCGCUCCUUCUUCCCGCACGUCAGCAUCAAGUGCAGCUUCCAGCACGAGGGGCCGUCCCCUCCGCCCUCCCCCUCGUGACGCGGGGAUUGUGUCGGGGACACACGACCAGGCCAGCAAGAGCACUUCGUAAGUUACUGUUGCUGACACAAGAGACUGUCCGUCACGAUCUCUUUUCGUAACCAUUAUUUACGCCCGACAAAUAGUACACUGUUGUCAGGCAGCACUCCGUUUUCCCAGAAAGAAAAGCCAAACUGCAGUUGUGUUGCUAGCAGAAAUUUAAAAAAUUAUUAUCUCAGUGUUAUUUAAGCAGUUAUAGUUUAUUGGAAAAUUGAGACUUAUGAUUAGAGGCACUGGAAAAUCGUAAAAACGAUAUAGGCGCGAAUAAAAGCGACAAAAUGGUUUACCGACGAAUAAACGCUACAAUCCCGUUUUUAGAAGUAAUUAUAAAAAUUUCAAGUAAUAUUAAAAUUUCCAGUAAAUUUUAGGUUUACCUAAUAUUUUUAAAUAAAACAUUGUUUAUUAUUAACGGCCUAACCUCAUACAAUUAAGAACAUUCUUUAUUUUAUGCAUCUUCUUAGCGCGUUUGAAGAUUACCUAAUAAACGGUGACGAUGGCGAGCCAUGUAAACAAUCAACACGAUCUAUGAAUCUUGUAAAUAACACGAAACACAAUUUAAAUACGCAUAGGCUCGCGCGGAAACUUGGUUAACGGCAAACGUAACGUACGACCCAAACAAAUGUAAAAGAUUAAAGAGACGUUUAUUUACGUGCAUGAAUAUUCUCCCGGGAAAGAAAGUGAAGAAAACUUUCAUAGACAAAAGGUGAAAACAUUGAAGCGGCCAUGUUUGCCAAUGCGUGCGUGAUAUUAACACAAGCAAUCAAAUUAUUUACUGUUAAAUGACAGCUAAAAUUUAAAAAUGCUUUAAUUUAAGUUUACAACACACGCAGUUUAUAUUUGGCAACUACAAAAAAAAAUUACGAAAAUCUACUUCAGUAAAAUUCGUUAGCACUUUAACGGGAAAAAAAUAUGGCAGCAAUGUAGCUCUCUGCUUUUGCCGCUCAUUUGUUGAACGUACCUAGUGUUUUCCUAAUUUCCUAACCCGAAAAACAAACGGUAAUCUGUGAAACUAAAAUAUUGCGCUGCUAUUCACAGUAAAAUUAAGGUUAUUAAAGUUGGUUUUCUGUAUCGCGUUCGCGUGCAAUGCAGUUAGGACUAGGGGAACCUUUUAAAAUAAACACUUCCAGAAAUGUUUUAGGUUAUAAUUUCAUCCGUCCAUUUUCGCAAUAUAUAUAUAUAUAUAUAUAUAUAUAUAUAUAUAUAUAUAUAUAUAUAUAUAUAUAUAUAUAUAUUUUUUUUUUUUACCAUUUUGGGACGGACAUAAUCUGUUACCGUGCAGUGCACAUACUUAUGUGCAAAGCUUGCAACAUCCGCAUAAACUGGGAGAAGAAUUAAAAUUAAAGCUAUAUAAAUGCUAUAUGGCAAAAUAUAAAUGCUACGAACAGCCAUUAUAAACGCUAUUUUCCAGUGCCUCUACUUAUGAUGUAUUGUUAACGAGAAUGUACUUUUCAGCUUCGUUAUCUCACACAGGUACACCAAUUUUUUCCGGCGUAUAAAACGAGAAUAUUACUAGUUCUGAAGAGUUUUCUUUGUACAGAAAACCAGGUUUUAUUGUGUGAUAGUUCUUAUGAGAUGAGAAUGAGUUUUGAUACGUGGGGAAGAAAUAUUCUUAGAAUGGUGAAUGAGUAAUUCCAUCAUAAAAUGAUGCUCUGAAAUUUUUAGAACACUUUAACAAGCAAAUUGAUGCUUCUUCGAUGAUCAAGAUACAUCUUAUGUGAAGAUACAGAUUUAUUUUCCAAUUUCCAUUACUAAAAAUCUGACAUCCAUACCAUAUUUAUUCUAGCAAUUGCAUACGUAUUACAAAUGUCUGGUGUUUGUCAUAUUAUGCAGAAGAUAUUUUAAAUGCAAGUAUCCUUUGAUCCCUUGACUUUUCCAUUUAUUCUGGUUCGUGCACAUAAACUGUGUGGAGAUGUUAUAGAGGGUGGCUUUUGUUCCCAAGGGUAAAAAAUUACAUGAAGCAAAGGAUGGCUAAUACUUUAUUCCUACGGACAAGAUUUUAUGGUUUUAUUUCUAGGACAAUUUCAUUUUUAAAACCGGAGAUGUCAUUUAGUGUUUUUAUUUUUGUACAUUGCCUUUAUUCAUAAUAAUUGUGCAUUAUUCAGCGCAUGUGAAUCUAAAAUAUUUCUUAAUAAUUUUUCAAUAGAAUAUUCACAUUUUCACUGACACACGAUGCACUUAUACAAUAAAGUCAUUAGUAAUAAUAAGCAUGUCUACAUCAUAACCACUCAGAAAAAUAAAAAUAAAUGUGCAAAUUUUUGUGUGUUUAAAAAUGUAUUAUUUUGUUGAAAAUUCAUGCUAAAUAAAUUACAUUUAAUAAAUUUACCAUAAUUAGGGCUGAUCGGUUCCCACAUUUUCAGUUCAGUUCGGCUCGGCUCGGUUUUUUGUUAAAAAUGUCGGUUUUCGGUUCGGUUCGGUCACGACUUCAAAAUUUUUCUUUGAGCUGUCAUACCAAAAAAAAUUCCACUAUAGUAUUUGAUUACUUGCAAUAUCUUGCAAAAGUUUAAUUUCUUAGGGGAGUCACUUUCUCAGCAAUAUAAAAGUUAUUUUCAACUACUAUUUGUAUUUAUAAAUAAGUUUAUAUGCUACUGAAACAACCAUAUGUGUAAAAAGGAACAGAACAAAACAGUUUAGAACAUUAAUAAUUAGUAUUACAUUAACCUUGUUGCCAGCUUCACUUUCAUUUGAGUUUAACACCUAAAUCUAUUUAAGACAUAAGUAUAAAAUCAGUGAAACUUACAAGUGUCACAUGUAAAAAAAUAAUUUAUAACAUUCAUAAAGAGAAAACCUUGGAAUCACCUUCACUAUCAUUUCAGUCAGACCCCUAAAUAAAUUUAACAGAGAAGUAUAAAAACAAUGUAUCUUCCAAAUGUUACCUAAUUGUGUGUAAAAGUAACAAUAAAAAAUCACAGCAUUUAUGAACAUAACCCUGAAUACAAAUUCAGUUUUAUAGCAGGCACAUUCACUUUCAUAUCAGUCAAAUCCAGAGAAUCACUCAAGUAUUGUAUCAUAGAGUAUUGUCACUUUUUGUUGAGAUGAGAUAGGUACUGUUUGUUUUGUUCAAUGAAAACAAGUUUCUCAAUGGUGUCAGGAUUAAGACACUCCCUACGCAUUGUAACAAUAUUACCUGCUGCUGAAAACAUUCGUUCACUAGAAACCUGGCUCGCAGGGAUGCUAAGAUACCGCAUUGCAAGAGUUGAGAGUGCUGGGUAUUUCUUUUUGUUGGUUGCCCACCACGCGCAGGGAUUACCUUUCUUAAUAAUAGGCUCUCUUAAAUAGUUUGUAACUUCAUCAUGUUCAUGGUUUUCUUUACAAGCUACCUUAGCAGCAUGUCGUAAACUAUCCCAGACAGAAUUUCCUUCCUGCUCAUCCGAAGAAAUGUCUACAGAGUACUCCAAAUCAUUGUUUUGGAGAGCACUGGUCUCAUCCUGCAAGCCUCUUGUAACUUCACUGGUCUCUUCGUUUGUAAAUAAAACACUUUUAAAUCUGGGGUCAAGAACUGUGGCGUAUAGGUACGUUUCCUGUUUCCUAACAUCUGAAAAACGUGAAUCUAGUUCUUUUAGCAGAUUAGCAGCAAAGACUUUGCCUUUGGAAUUUUCCUGACCCAGAAAUAUAUUCAGUUUAUCCUUCACACCAUCUAGCAGGGGGAUAACACAUGAUGAUGUUGGGUACUGUUCUUUGCUUAUUUCCCGAGUUGCUUCUUCAAAUGGUGCCAGCACUUCAACAUAACCUUCCAGAAGAGCCCAAUCAGAAUCUUGCAGUUUCCUUAAGUUGGUUUCUGCAGAAGCCAGUUCAGCAGUUAUAGUACUUCUCAGCUUACAAAGGCGCUCAAGCAUAGCAUAUUCAGAGUUCCAACGAGUAGGAACAUCUUGAACAACUUCAAGUACGGGUUCGUUGAAAGCUUUUUGAAUUGUUUGGAGUCUGCUUCUUGCUUGGCUGCUUUGGGAAUAAUGUCCAACAAUACGACGUGCUUUCUUGAGAAUUUCUUCCAUACCUGUGGUGUAUUUUCUGGCACUUGAAAUUACUAAUUGCAGUGUAUGGGAAAAACAAGAAUUACCUAUCCAUGCAGUACGAGAAACAGCGUUUACAACAUUUGGCCCAUUGUCAGUAACUAUGUAAACAGGAAUUUCUUUGUCCUCAAGAUCCAUGUGCCAUGUGUUCACAAUUUCUUUUAGCUUUUCGCAUAUUGCUUUUCCAUCUUUUGGUCCAUGGAAACACGACAUUCCUAAGCACAAGCGUUGAAUCUCAAAAUCAUCCCCCAUGAAGUGACAUGUUAGCGAAAUAAAACUGUCCAUGGACCGACUAGUCCAUAUGUCUGUAGUAAAAGACAAUGAUUUUAUCUUGCCAAGGUUACUCUGUAGAACAUUAUUGACAUCUUUCUUCAAUGUGUCAUAUAUGUUGGGUAUCACACGCCGGUAGAAUGUGUGGCGUGAUGGAACAUUGUAGCUGGGCAGAGCUUCUGCCAUUAUAUCUCUAAAUCCUUCUUCUUCAACAAUUGUGAAGGGGUGCAUGUUAACAGCUAUCCAUGUUCCAAUUUUGGUGGUAAGAGCUUCACUCUUUGUGCUAUCUGCAGGCCAUUUUUUUUGUUUUUUGGAAAUCACUUCUGCUAGAGUUUUUUGAGUGGCACUACUUUCUUCACAUUUGUGUUUUUGUGCUUCUUUUACUUCCUGACUUUUUGUGAAUUCAAAAUGUUUGUCAGGGUGCUUUUCAAGGUGUUUAAUUAAAAUACUAGUUGAACCAUACUUGGUUUUAUAGGUGUUGCCACACACUAAACAUUUUGCGCUGCUUAUUUUAUUACCUGAAUCCAGCACCUUUUCGUAAUACAUCCACACAUUUGAGCCACUGACUUUUCUCUGCAGCUCAUUUCUAGGCUUCGAUUCAUUGUCGUCCGGUUUUGUAGGUGGAGAAACCUUGCUGAUCUUAUUUUGCUGUUUAAAAAGUGGAAAGAUUGCCACUUUAUUUCCCCAAGUGGAACAGCCGGGCGUAUUGAUGUUAACUUCUUUUUCUGGUUCAGUCAUUGUAAAAAGAGUUACUAUUAUCUUACCAUCCUUGCGUUUUGCUACAAUUUGUAACAAUAAAUAAUAAAGAAACUACUUUCGGUCAGCUUGUACUAGUUACAUUCACGAGCGUCAAAAUGUAAACAAAUGCAACCUGUAUGGCUGUAAGAAAAGAAUUCCCACCUUUGAAAAAAGUUUCCCUAUUUAUUUUUAAAUGUUCCGUUAAACAUGAUUGUCAGACAACGUCUGGCUGUAUGGGCUAUUAAACCAUGAAUAUUAAUUAUCUUCAUGAAAAAAAAAACUAGCAAAGCUCUUGGAAAUGAGACCACUACUGGAAAACUCAAUGUACAAUACUGUGUACGUGUGUACGUGCGCAGACGUGGUAGACAUGACUGCAUGGCGCCAUAUUCACUAAUAAAAAAUUCUCAUUACCUACUUGCUAUUUUUUCGUGACCUUUUAACCUCUUUUACUACUUUUCGUAACUGAGGAUAUUUGUGGCAAACAUAAUUUCAAUUUAUGAAAUGUACUGGAAUAAAAUUCAAUAGCAAUAAUGUGAUUAAAAGCAAUAUACAAAUAAAAACUUCCUACUGUAGCCUCUAUGCCGGGAGUUAAUGGACAAGCCAACAUAAACAAACGUCUUAACCAAGAAAACGUCUUAACCUACCAGUGCAUUAAAGGCAGAAUGAAUCAUAAUGACCAUAUUUUCAAAAUACACAAGUAAAGUAUUCAUAUUUAGUAUGCGGUAUUUACUAGGAUUUUUUUUCCGUCACGUGCGUAACAUCAACAUCUUUGCGGAACACGGGCAGUAUUAUUUUUAAUUCCUUCGUCACAGAUGUUCAUAGUUGCCUCCAAUUACCAAGACGUAGUGGCAAAAAAGAAUUUUUAUUUUACGAGAAAUCAAAUACUCUAGACUAUAACGACGCAAAGCCGCAAUAAUCACGCGCGAAUAGUAAACAAACUACAUCUAAAGGGUCUGACGACAUGCACAUUCAUUCUCCAACUGCCAUUUGGAACGGAACUUAGAAGGCAACUAAUCGAUCCUAGCGCACGUAUAGCGCAUUCUGUGAUGUGAAAAUAGAACUGAGUGACGCCAUGCGUCGUGAGCGCCCUGCAGAAUACGAACGGAACUAAGCAAUGCUACGAAACUUCUACCGUUUUAGCUUACGAACCGGAAUUAAAUAAAUAUUAUUUUAGUAACGGAAGUGAUAUAUCCUUUAAAUAAGAAAAAACCAUAUAUUUAAGAGAAAAUAGUAGUAUUCCGACAGAAACUUCCGACGUUAAACAUAGGAAAUAGUGAACUGUAAGAAACUCUUAGACUUUACUAUCCCAUGGUUAAAAUGGCGAACAUUAAGAGAAUAGAUGAUUUAAACGUUUUAUAGUGAAAAACUUAGCAUGCGUCUUAAAUGUGUUUUGAUGUAUUAUGCAAGCGGUACGUUUCUUAUCCAAUAUGAAUGUUAAAUACAUUAUUUGGUAGAUACUUGAAGUUAGUUUUUAAUGCCCUAAUAAAAACCGAAUCAUCGGUUUUUUCUGGGAAUUCGGUUCGGCUUCGGUUUUUACUAAAAUGACCGAACCGAACCGAAAAUUCGGUCAACCGAUCAGCCCUAACCAUAAUAAUGAUAAAGGAUAAAAAUAUUUGGUAAUUUCAGUUAAGUGCUGUCAAACUGCUGAUUUAUUUCAUGUUUUUAUUUACAUUUUGGUGCUAAAUAUUUUAUUAACUUGCAUUACGGUGUAUUUACAUGCUUUGUGGUGUUAUUUAGGUUUUAUCGCAAUUUACAAUAUAAUCUUGUCCGUAUUCAUCCCUUAAUACUGUAUAUACCCACGUACCACCCGCCCCCGGGUAAGACCCGCACCCUUAUUUUUAGAAUGCCAUGGUGGGAAAAAAUGUUUUUAUUACAAAUUUGCAUGGAAAAUAAAUAAUUUAGUCGUGAUUUCUUUUCCUUUCAAACAGUAACAAAUCGUAAAGAAUUACUAAAAAAAGUACUAUGCUACUUACUACAGCCUCGGCAUUUGUGUUAAAAGUGUACAGAAGGCAGGCAACUGCAAUGUGGCAACAUCGCGCGAGUAGAACGUGGCAUCGGCACGCGCGAUCGCGAUCGAUAACAACACGCAGUGUGUGCGCGUGACCUUGCCCAGCUCCCAGUUGUUUACAGUUACAAUCUUCCGCGUCCAUUAUUGUGCGCUGGGCAAUGACCUCGUUCAAACAAAUAAACGAUAAAGCACGCGAGUUCUAGCUGCGCAUAAUAAAAACUAUUUUUAUUACAUGCAUAAUAAAAAACCUUGUGCCUAAAUGUGGCAUAUUCUACAUAAAAUAUAAAUUAGGUUAACACAAAUACGACAUUUAAUUAGGCUUAAAUAAAAGUGACUCACAAAAUCACACAGACAAUAAAAUUAACAAAAGAAUAACAUGAUGUCACAGCGGUCGGCCAAGAACGGACUUAACUUCCUCACAGCUGUACGUAGUUGUAGAGUUUUUCCUCUAUCUCCGGAAACUUUGCUACCGCACCACGGAACGCACGUCUAUCGCCACUGGCCGAAAGCAGUUUGUCUUUACUUUUCCUCCAAUCCCUCACACAUGAUUCGUCGACAUCAUAUUUUCGCCCAGCGGCACGGUUACCGAUUUCUUCCGCUUCACUGAUUAUUUUUAAUUUUUCCACAACUGUGAAAGAACGCAACUUUUUAAGAUUCAUUACAAUACUUGCAGCCAACACACGUGUAAAAUCACUGGGUACUUUGCAAAUGAGGAUAGGACAGUGCGUGGGAGUGCACGUUUGUAACCAGCGAAGCUGCAGUGUGACAAUGCUGUGAGGAAUGUGACCUUGACUGUCUGCCACUUCCUUCCCAUCCCUUUCCCUUACCCCUCUUGUCUAUCGCAGCAACCUCCAGUCGCGCCGGCGUUAUUUCGUCACCGUGCAAAAAUGGCCCAAGACCCAUGUAACACUCGCACCUUACUUUUUCGAACCUGAUUUUUUUAAAAAAGGUGCGGGUGGUACGUGGGUUUAUACGGUAUUCCUGAGUAAUGUAAAUACACAAUUUGGAGUUUCAAUUGAAAUAAUAUUGGUUCCAAUGGUUAAAUUCAUUAUAGGUUGGUGAAGCGCAAAGCUUGAAAAUUUUAUUCUCAAAAUAUGAUGGUGGUAUGUAUGUAUGUAUGUAUGUAUGGUGUUUUUAUUUUAUAUAUAUAAAGUAAUUUCUAGACCCUUGCUUUGUUCUUCUGUCAAAAGUCCUUGUAAGUGUGAUGCAGUAGAAAAGUUUUCUUUGAACCACUGUAUUUUUUAAAAUCCCUUUUAGAAAAAAGAACAUUUGGUGUUGUAUAUAAUUGUGUACAAUUUUUAACUUUAUUUAAAAUUUGUUUAAAAAUACAUAAAACUUGUGAUUAAAUUAUAAUUUUUAAUAGUUUGGUUAAUACUAGUGACGUGCAAAAUCCCAAUUUUCUUGAAUCCGGGAUCAAAAAUAAAACAAUGUGCAAGAAAUAAAAAUGUUAAUUAUGGUGUUGGAACAUUCAACGCUGUAAAUUUUUGUUCCACAGACUUAGUUCUCAGGAUCAAUGUAAUUUUGAGUUUUAUUUAUAUAAUUACAUGUUAAAUUACAAAAUCUUGGCACAGGUUAGGUAUUAUAGAAAAAAAAUUAUCCAGUAAACUUUAUUUCUUCUAAUAUUUUUCUUCAAAUGUUUUUCUUUCAGUAUUGAAUACUUCAAAUACUAAGAAUUUGAUGUAUUUGAGGAUUUUAUUAGUCCAUCCCCAGCAAAUGAAUACAAACUCGUUAUUGCAAAGCGACAAAUGAUGGUCCCUUGAGGUUAGACUGACAUAUCAAAUCUCCGAAUGACUUUUUACUCCUAGUGAUUGAUCAUGAUGAAGUUCCUUCUUCCAUUAGUAAGCACCAAAACUGAAAGUUAUUCCAGGUACAUUAAUUUAGGAUUUUUUUGUUUUCUGGUAGGCUGCUAAGGUGGAGGAAGUGAAUUCUCAUAAGGGGUUAGAGUUUUAUUAGUAUUUGCAUAUAUUUUUUUUUCAUGCCUGUAUUUACUACAGUGCCUGUGAAAUUACUGUAUGUAAUUAUAAUUUUUUUUGUUUUAAUGUAUUGUAAGCAAGUUGAUAGUUAUUUUACACUCUCUUGUGUGAUAAUUGACUAGAGUUGAUGAAAAAUGUUUCAUGCUACGAAAUUGUAAUCAAGACAUGAAUGUUCAUUGACCAUAGGGCAAAAUUUUGUACAUACAUAUUUUUAAAGUUUGAAGAAAGACAUGGGUAUUGACAUAUUCAGUAUUCGGUCAAAGAAACAUAAUUUUUCCCUUUGAAAUUAGUGUGGUUGUGUUGAUAGUAUGAUCAUGGAUGUGAAAAUGUUCAUAUACUGUUGUGUGACGGAAUAAAACUAAAUGGUAGACACCAGUUA